Messenger RNA from Biomphalaria glabrata, 3693 nucleotides. Its product is annotated as serine/threonine-protein phosphatase PP1-beta catalytic subunit. The transcript is spliced from 8 exons. The coding region runs from base 39 to 1037 and encodes 332 amino acids. NCBI's taxonomy places the organism in Eukaryota, Metazoa, Mollusca, Gastropoda, Planorbidae. Gene Ontology annotation, molecular function: protein serine/threonine phosphatase activity. Gene Ontology annotation, cellular component: nucleus; cytoplasm. The record is from RefSeq and is a predicted model, not a curated record.
CGCAUGUUAUGCUGACGUCAGCCUAGUCACUAUUGAAAAUGGCGGAGCCGGAGUUGAAUGUUGACAGUCUGAUAUCUCGAUUACUUGAAGUCCGAGGAUGUCGCCCGGGGAAAACAGUUCAAAUGACAGAGGCUGAAGUAAGAGGCCUUUGCUUAAAAUCAAGAGAAAUAUUUUUAAGCCAGCCAAUCCUUUUGGAAUUGGAGGCUCCUCUUAAAAUUUGUGGCGAUAUUCAUGGUCAAUACACAGACCUACUGAGGUUAUUUGAAUAUGGAGGAUUUCCACCAGAGUCUAAUUAUCUAUUCCUUGGUGACUACGUGGAUAGGGGCAAGCAAUCCUUGGAGACUAUUUGUCUGUUAUUAGCAUACAAAAUUAAAUAUCCUGAGAACUUUUUCUUGUUAAGAGGAAAUCAUGAGUGUGCCAGCAUCAACAGGAUAUAUGGAUUCUAUGAUGAAUGUAAAAGAAGAUUUAAUGUCAGAUUAUGGAAAACGUUCACAGACUGCUUUAAUUGUUUACCUAUCGCUGCCAUUAUUGAUGAGAAAAUUUUCUGUUGCCAUGGAGGUUUGUCACCAGAUUUACAGACAAUGGAACAGAUCAGGCGUAUCAUGAGGCCAACAGAUGUUCCAGAUACAGGUUUAUUGUGCGACCUACUUUGGUCUGAUCCCGACAAGGAUGUACAGGGCUGGGGGGAGAAUGACAGAGGUGUGUCCUUCACAUUUGGUGCUGAUGUUGUUAGCAAGUUUCUUAACCGACACGACCUUGACUUAAUAUGUCGAGCACACCAGGUUGUUGAAGAUGGUUAUGAGUUCUUUGCCAAACGUCAGUUAGUAACUCUGUUCUCAGCACCAAACUAUUGUGGUGAAUUUGACAACGCUGGAGGCAUGAUGUCUGUGGAUGACUCUCUGAUGUGCUCUUUUCAGAUUUUGAAACCCUCUGAGAAGAAAGCCAAGUAUCAAUAUGGAGGACUCAAUUCCGGCCGACCAGUGACUCCCCCUCGAGGACCACAACAGCAAAAUAAGAACAAAAACAACAAAACCUAAGUGUCCAGAUCAGUGCCUUUUAGAAGUCUUCAGAAGUAGAUAAGUUUACUAUCUCCUUGUUUAGUUCACAGAUUUGAAGAAAAACUUGACAAAAUACAUUGUUUCUUUUAAUUACUAAGUUGUUGGACUGAACAUUUUGAGUCAAGGAUAUUGGAGGCUAAACACAAAGAAUACCUUUAUAUAUUUCAUAAUUUCAAUGUAGUCAAUACAAGACUCAUUUGUCUGCAGUAAACUUAUCUACUCCUGGCCAGUUUCCAGAAAUGUUUUAGAAAAGCUGAACUUUUGUAUAUUACAUCUAUCUGUAAUAUUAACACCCAACUUCAGCCACUCUAUUUCUCUUUAUUGAUGCUUUAGUCUUUCAUUACAUAAACUGGCUCCAGCCCUCAUUUCUACAGACGGCCCUUGAUACACCAGAACACCCAAUCAAAAACUGUAUCUUAGUAAUGCAAAAAAAAAAAAAAAAAAGACCUUGAAACUGUCUGGCCUUUUAUUGAAUGGAACAAAUAUGGCUCGUGACAUUUUUUCUUUCUUAUUAAAUGGAGAAAUAGAAAUAGAAUUCUAUGCAUCAACCUUUAAUUUGGCUUACAUGCAGUAAAAAAAAAAAAAAGCACUAUAAAUUUAAUCUCCAAACAUUGGUGUGCUCAUUAUUAUUUUGACAAUCAGAAGUUUUGCUUUCUUUCCCAUCUGUAACAAUUAUGUUGAGGCGAUGACGCAGAAUGUAUUAGUCUGUCUAUCUGAUUACUUAUAGUAUAUGCUUCAUUUAAUGACUAUGUUUGAUUACUGGCUGACAUUCAUUAGUUCAUACAUUUUGCCAUAUAAAUGUGGAUGUUAAUUGUUUAACAUUAACAUUUUUUUUUUGACAUUUUACUCAUAAGGUUUUAAUGUUGAUUUUUUUGUUAGAUUACUGUAAGUUUUCCAAAGACCAAAACUUUCCUAGGGCAAGUGAAGUAGAGUUCACUAGAAAGUCUGUAUUUCACUAGAAAGUCUAGUGAACCCCAGUUGCUGAGUAAAUAUCUUAUAGCUGGCACUUUCAUUGUGAUAUGGCCAUCACAACUUAUCUUGUACCAGUUCCCAUUCUUGACAUUGUGAAAUAAACCAGAAACAGCAUCUGAGAAACAUGCCAGUGAGUAAACCAUUGCAGCCUUUGUCAAUGCAAUGACAGUUUUAAGAUCAAACUUUUAAAAAAUUUCUUUAUAAUAAUUAGAAACAUUUGUUUAGUUUAUGUAAAAUGCAUUUAUCUUACAUGAUUUGACUGAUAUGAAUCUGUGACAUUAUAUUUAUACAAGCUUGAAAAUGUUAGGUUUAGAAAAUGAAAAAGAUACAUUUCAAAGCUUAGCUUCUAAGGAAAUCUUGAAACCAAAUAAACUGACCUGACAAUGUACAUACAUUUUUUAAAAUUUUAAACCUCCCUUUGAUUGUAAGCAAGAGAGAAAUUUAUUAUUUAUUUCAUCAACGAUCAAAAUACUUGAACCAGUGUAUAUAGGUGUGUGUUUGUGUGUGUCAUUUCUAGAGCCUGGUGUCUGACCUCCAUAGAACACAGGGCUUUUAAAUGAACAGGCACAAAUGACUAGUUUUGUCCCUUUUGAACGUUACAUCUCAUUGUAUUGUUGAAUAUUCAUCUUCUAAUGGAAUUGUCAUUUAUUAUUUAGCUUAGUAGAACUUACUGAAAAUUUUGGUCUUGUUUUGAUUUAUUAUUAUUAUUAUUAUUAUUAUUAUUAUUAAGCUUUGGGAACAACUAGAGGCAUUAGUUACUGCAGAUUGUUUUCAUAAUUUCCAUUGGCUAGGUUAACUGGUAAGGGAAUUUCAAACAUUAGCGCCCAUGCAUAAUUAGUACUUUUUUAAAGCUAAACAUUGAGUGUUAUCACAUGACAUGAUCCAGGAUUCAUAAUAGCUAUCAACUAUGCAACCUCACCUAGUUGUUCUUCCAUCAUCUUUUUGUUGUUGUUUCUGUUGCUCUGGAUGUUUAGUGAAAGGUUAAUGAUGCUGGCAGAAAUUGGUGUCAGAACUGGCAUGGAUGACUGUUGAUUGUUUGUCUUAACGUCUUUAAAUAUUUUUCUUUUUUAUUACAAAAGCCUCGCUAAAAAUUCUGUUUGCAAAGUAAAAAAAAAAAAUAAUAACUGGCUAGUUAUUAAGUGAUCACCAAAUAUAACUAUUGUUGGUUUCAUCCUUGUAUGUUUUUCUUGGUAUUAGUUUCUUUGUUUUUCUUGUUGGAGCAAAGCAAUGUAUAAGGAGUGCAUAUGGCACUACCCUAUAAACUUUUAUUUCAUACUAUAACUACUUACACAGCAUGUCUUCAUAGUGUGUACAAUGACUUGUGUAUUUCCAUGCUUGGCUCUGUAUCUGGGGAAGCAAUUUGUUGAUUAGGUCACAGUACCUUUGUUUUAUUAUUCUUGACAUUAUUCUGUUCUUUUCCUUUACUUUGUACAUCAACUCUUAAUGUACUUUGGUUGGUUGUUUUCUUGUCUUGUAAAAUUUGUACAGUUUUCAAAGUACUGUGAACUGCACAUGGUCGCCCAUCUAUAUUUUAUAGACUGUAGAUACUGAAACAUUAUUUGAUACAAUGCUUUUCUGUUUUAUUGGAAUUCAUUUUGCAUGUUUUGACUUCACUUGUGUGUGCUAUCAAUAUCAUGUAUAAUAAACUUUUAGCCAUACCUAA